Chlorocebus sabaeus (green monkey) is the source of this 6411-nucleotide messenger RNA. RefSeq names its product rabenosyn, RAB effector (gene RBSN). The record is from RefSeq and is a predicted model, not a curated record. Gene Ontology annotation, molecular function: metal ion binding. NCBI's taxonomy places the organism in Eukaryota, Metazoa, Chordata, Mammalia, Primates, Cercopithecidae.
UAGCCUGUCUUCCGGUUUCGUCGCCGCCGCAGGCGCACCUGCCGAGUUCCGAGCGACCGAUGGAGAUGGCGGCCGCGGCUGUGUGAGGGACGGUGGAGGCCCGGGCCCGAGGACGGGACAGGCCUGCGUGUCCGCAGGAGCCCGGCCGGGUACUGUGCUAAACCCUGGGGAGACGGCGAAGGGGAAAACAUAUAGAGUUUGUGCCUUCCGAGAUUUUUCAGUCUUACUUGGUCACUUCACGUAUGUACCUGCGGUUAUAAAUUGAGAUGAGUGCUGUGAAGGAGAAGUCCAUUCUGAUGCUCUGAGUGUCUCACAAGUAUCAAGAACUUAAUAUAUGUGGUUGAAUAAACAAUCAAGGUAAACAGCGUCAAGUAAAAACUUCUGCUUGUUGAUGAGUACUUCAGACAUUCCCCCAGUGGCUAAAGUGGCAUAUGAAUUACGAAGUUGGGUCAUUUGGAAUGAAUGUAAGAGAAUUGCCAAGGCUCCUCCUACUCCAGAGAGGAAACCUCAUCCAGGGCCAUGAAGCUACUUCCUCACCAUCUGUGUGCUGCUUAAGCUAAUGCUGUGGGAACUAUGGUUCCUUGGGAGGAAUCAAGCUGACUCUUGGCAUGAGAUCCCUGCCUUCCUAGGGUUGAGAGCGGCACCGCCAUGGCUUCUCUGGAUGACCCAGGGGAAGUGAGGGAGGGCUUCCUCUGCCCUCUGUGCCUGAAGGAUCUGCAGUCUUUCUAUCAGCUUCACUCACAUUAUGAGGAAGAACACUCGGGCGAAGACCGUGAUGUCAAAGGGCAAAUUAAAAGUCUUGUCCAGAAGGCUAAGAAAGCAAAGGACAGGUUGUUGAAACGAGAAGGGGAUGAUCGAGCAGAAUCAGGGACCCAAGGAUAUGAGUCUUUCAGCUAUGGAGGGGUUGAUCCUUACAUGUGGGAACCCCAGGAGCUUGGUGCUGUGAGAAGCCAUCUUUCCGACUUCAAAAAACACCGAGCUGCGAGAAUUGACCACUAUGUUGUGGAAGUCAAUAAAUUAAUAAUCAGGUUAGAGAAGCUCACUGCGUUUGACAGAACAAAUACUGAAUCUGCAAAGAUUCGAGCAAUAGAAAAGUCUGUAGUGCCUUGGGUCAACGACCAGGAUGUCCCCUUCUGUCCAGACUGUGGGAAUAAGUUCAGCAUCCGGAACCGCCGCCACCACUGCCGCCUCUGUGGGUCUAUUAUGUGCAAGAAGUGUAUGGAACUCAUCAGCCUUCCCUUGGCAAACAAGCUCACCAGUGCCAGCAAGGAGUCCCUGAGCACCCACACCAGCCCCAGCCAGUCACCCAACAGUGUCCAUGGCUCCCGCCGAGGCAGCAUCAGCAGCAUGAGCAGUGUCAGCUCGGUCCUGGAUGAGAAGGACGAUGACCGGAUCCGCUGCUGUACACACUGCAAGGACACGCUGCUCAAGAGAGAGCAGCAGAUUGAUGAGAAGGAGCACACACCCGACAUCGUGAAGCUCUACGAGAAAUUACGACUUUGCAUGGAGAAAGUUGACCAGAAAGCUCCAGAAUACAUCAGGAUGGCAGCAUCAUUAAAUGCUGGGGAGACAACCUACAGUCUGGAACAUGCCAGUGACCUUCGAGUGGAAGUGCAGAAAGUGUAUGAGCUGAUAGACGCUUUAAGUAAGAAGAUCUUAACCUUGGGCUUGAACCAGGACCCUCCACCACAUCCAAGCAAUUUGCGGCUGCAGAGAAUGAUCAGAUACUCAGCUACACUUUUUGUGCAGGAAAAGUUGCUUGGUUUGAUGUCACUGCCAACCAAAGAACAGUUUGAGGAACUGAAAAAGAAAAGGAAGGAGGAAAUGGAGAGGAAGAGGGCCAUGGAGAGACAAGCUGCCCUGGAGUCUCAGCGAAGGCUUGAGGAAAGGCAGAGUGGCCUGGCUUCUCGAGCAGCCAACGGGGAGGUGGCAUCUCUCCGCAGGGGCUCUGCCCCCUUGAGAAAGGCUGAGGGCUGGCUCCCACUGUCAGGAGGUCAGGGGCAGAGUGAGGACUCAGACCCGCUCCUCCAGCAGAUCCACAACAUCACAUCAUUCAUCAGGCAGGCCAAGGCCGCGGGCCGCAUGGAUGAAGUGCGCACCCUGCAGGAGAACCUGCGGCAGCUGCAGGACGAGUAUGACCAGCAGCAGACAGAGAAGGCCAUCGAGCUGUCCCGGAGGCAGGCUGAGGAGGAGGACCUGCAGCGGGAACAGCUGCAGAUGCUGCGUGAACGGGAGUUGGAACGAGAAAGGGAACAGUUUCGGGUGGCAUCCCUGCACACACGGACUCGGUCCCUGGACUUCCGAGAAAUCGGCCCUUUUCAGCUGGAGCCCAGCAGAGAGCCUCGCACCCACCUUGCUUAUGCUUUGGAUCUAGGCUCUUCCCCAGUUCCAAGCAGCACAGCUCCCAAGACCCCUUCACCUAGCUCAACUCAACAGCCCACCAGAGUGUGGUCUGGGCCCCCAGCCCUUGGCCAGGAGCUCUUAACCCAGAGCAGCAUGCCACAGCAACAUGAGGGGCCCUCCUUAAACCCCUUUGAUGAGGAAGACCUCUCCAGCCCCAUGGAAGAGGGCACUACUAGUCCUCCUGCUGCAGGGGUUUCCUUCGACCCUUCAGCCCGCGUGCCGAAAGAGUACAAUCCUUUCGAGGAAGAGGAUGAGGAGGAGGAAGCAGUGGCAGGGAAUCCAUUCAUUCAGCCAGACAGCCCAGCUCCUAACCCCUUCAACGAGGAAGAUGAACAUCCCCAGCAGAGGCCCUCAAGCCCUCUGGUUCCUGGCAACCCCUUUGAGGAACCCACCUGUACCAACCCCUUUGAGAUGGACAGUGACAGUGGACCAGAGGCUGAGGAGCCCAUAGAGGAAGAGCUCCUCCUGCAGCAGAUCGAUAACAUCAAGGCAUAUAUCUUUGAUGCCAAGCAGUGUGGCCGCCUAGAUGAGGUAGAGGUGCUGACAGAGAACCUGCGGGAGCUGAAGCACACCCUGGCCAAGCAGAAGGGGGGCACUGACUGACCGGCAGUGGAAAGGGCACCUUUGGGCCCAGGGGUCUGGCAGGAGCCAGUGGAGCAGGACAGAGGGCAGGCAGGGUGGAUGGGGAAGGUGGCAGGGUGAGAAGUCAGAUGCACACAGGUGAGGGGCAGGAAUCUGCUGUUUUGUGUUGUGCACUUUGAGGUGUUUCCACUACAGUUGAAUAAUAGAAUAGAAACUAGAACAGGGAGAAUCAGCAUUUAUUUGCUGUUUUUCCUGUUUAUUAUUACUAUCUUUUCUAAUUGGAGGUUUACCCCUUUUGAAGGGACUUUACAUUUUUACUACCGAGAUAUAACUAAAUGCAGCUCUGUUGGGCCCAGGGCAGAAAUGGCUGCUGUGUACCUCUUGGGUCCAUUUGCUACUGCCUAGUCUUGGUUCCUUUUGCAGUAUUAUAGGGCAGCCUUUAUAGAGCCCUUCUUUAGCCAAGACAGAGAAGAUAGAUUCCACUGAGCUAUAUUCUGCUCUGACAGAAGUCCAUCCCUAGUAGGCUGUGAGUUCCAUUUCACCUGGGGCUGCCUCUCCCUUGCUCUGCGCUUCCUGUCUGUACAAUAGCAGGGGGAAGUGCUGCUAUGAAGGGGAGAGUUUAGACCCAGGAGAGCCCAGCACCUCUUUUUAAGUUGGGGUGAUGGGAACAUUUCACCAGGGUCUAUUUUCUCAGUUUAAGUUGUUUUUUGUCGCUUUCAGGAAGUUAAGCUGCCAGUGCAGGGUAUCAAUGUGAAUCUGGUCCUGAGCUUUUUAGAAAAUAAGAGUGGUUAACUUUUUGGUUGAUACUAGUAUUACUUGUGAGAAGAGUUUCCCCACCCUUGUUCUGAUGGAACAAUUGUCUGUCACUGGAGAAAUCUCCCUCCAGAGCUUUGGCAAAGUUACUCUGAUCUGGGUCUAUUUAAAAGGCCUGGUCUCUAAUUUAGGAAUCGGUGAUCUGGAAGCUUUUGCAAAACAUCACCAGAAGAAGGGAAGCUUCCCAGAGUCAGAAGCUAAAUUAAAGUAAUUUCCAAGGCUAUUUGAUCAGCCUUCUUCCCUUUUGGUUCAUUGUGUUCUGACCUGGGGCACUGAUGAGAUUUUUUUUUUUUUUUUUUUUUUGAGACAGAGUCUCACUUUGUUGCCCAGGCUGGAGUGCAGUGGCAUGAUCUCAGCUCACUGCAACCUCUACCUCCCUAGUUCAAGUGAUUCUUGUGUCUCAGCCACCUGAAUAGCUGGGAUUACAGGUGUGGACCACCAUGCCUGGCUACUCUCUGUAUUUUUAGUAGAGAUGGGGUUUCACCGUUUUGACCAGGCUGGUUUUGAACUCCUGGCCUCAAGUGAUCUGCCACCUUGGCCUCCCAAAGUGCUGGGAAUACAGGCGUGAGCCACUGUGCCCGCCCUGAUGAGAUGUUUUAUUACCAAUGUUAGUAUUAAGAAACUGAAAUGUUUGAAGAAGCACAACCCAGGAUCAUGCUGGUAGCACCCACAGUACUUAACUAUUAGUCAAUGAAGACCAGAAAGGGAAAUUGUUAAUUUAGCUCUGGUGCUUUCGUUUACAGGAACAUAACCCUUAACUGACAUCUGACAUCAUGAUAGCCACAUGUGCUCAGCUCCGGGUAGAGUUUCUGCAGUUACUCAUCUUAACUAAUGAACAAUAACUGACCACUGGUCACUUUAUGCCCUGUAACUAGCUCUAGGCCAUACUUUCACUGGUUACUGGUGUGAGAGCUGAAAUUAAUUUUGUUACAGUCUGGUGAAGAUCCCUCUUGAUAAUGGGAAUGUUUGAACUCUCUUGAUGAAAAAAUAAUCUGUAUUUGUGUUGAUGUUCACAUUUCUGUAUCACAUUUCUUAUCCUUUUGGUUGAAUGAAAAGGUCUUGUAUAGGGUGUGGAGACGGGGUGUGGGGACCCUUUGCAUUUGGGAUCUGUUCACAAACAGCCAUAUGAGUGGGUUAAUGAAUGUCAGCCAGUUACCAGCCCUGCUGGUGGUUAUGGGUUGUUUUGAGAAGUUGGCAACCAGGCAUCUAAGAUGUUGCCUGGUACAGGCCUCUUUUCUUCCCUGAGGCCCAUGACAUUUCUCUGAUACUCCAGAGGGUUUCCCAGAUGGCCAGUAGGCUCCUCCCUGCUUAGGCUCUCAUUUCUCUGAAAAGAGGAUGAACUGAAAAGCAGGUAGUUUCAGAAGCUAAUUGCUGCUUUCCAUCAUAAUUAUUUUUCUUGUGAGAACAUUUCUCUUUUAAUUAGCUAGUGAUUCUGAUUAACACUAAUUCACUAAACAUACCCCUUCCCUCAAAUCACCUCAGGUAACAAUCUGUAAGUAACUAAAAGCAUUGAGAAACACACAAGAAACAUUUUUUAAACCUAUUUUUAAAGGCCCGGCUGGGCGCAGUGGCUCAUGCCUGUAAUCCCAGCACUUUGGGAAGCCGAGGCGGGUGGAUCACCUGAGGUCAGGAAUUUGAGACCAGCAUGGCCAACAUGGUGAAACCUCGUCUCUACUAAAAAUACAAAAAUUAGCUGGGCGUGGUGGCAGACGCCUGUAAUCCCAGCUACUCAGGGAGGCUGAGGCACAAGAAUCGCUUGAACCUAGGAGGCAGAGGUUGCAGUGAGCCAAGAUUGCACCACUGCACUCCAGCCUGGGUGAGAAGAGCAAGACUCUGUCUCACGAAAAACAAACAAAACUGACUCAUUGAAUAUACUAAACCAAACUAAAAUCAUAUUAUUUUGAUUAAGUUUAUCCAUGGCUGUAUUCUUCUAUGAAUUCUUCCAUUUAAUUCUUCCAUGAUUAUCUUCUCCUGUAAAUAUAUACAUCACAGGAGUUAGAAUUCUCUACCCAUCAGUUGUACCAUGUCGCAGAAUUCAUGCAGGCACAAAGUUGGAGUUACAGAGAUGGGUUGACAGCAGGGAAAACUUGGCCUAUGUAUUAUAACCACAACUUCAAGUUCUUACCUCAUGUGAAUAUUCACCCUUCCUUUAGUCUUCCAAGGCAAAUAGCCCCAUCUCAUCACCAAAUGAGCAAGGUCUUGAUACGGCAUAGCAGAUCUCCCUAAACACAGACCAUGAGAAAAGACGGAAGAGACUUAGGGAUUCAGGUAUCAGAUGAAGUUGGCUUUUCCCUUCUAUGCCUUGUUUGUAUUUCCCCCUGUCUAAUACACUAAGGAUACUUACUCAUUGUACUUGCAGCUCAAUAUGUCUUUGCUGUUCAGAUACUAAAAUGUAUCUCUGAGUCAUUGUGAGCUGUGCAGUAGGUUGGACAUUGUCGUAGUUGGUGAUGGGACUCAAAAUGAAAAGGUGGUCUCUUUACCAGGUCACAGACUGUAGCAGAUUGUGCUUGUUAUCUGACAAUGACUGUCACUUUGAGGGUCGUUGAUUUGCAUGCACUAUUCUGGGGCCUUGUAUUGGAGCCUUUUUUUAAAAAAAUAAAAUCUGAGAUAGAG